Opisthorchis viverrini is the source of this 6105-nucleotide messenger RNA. RefSeq lists its product as hypothetical. Bases 145 to 6105 code for a protein of 1986 amino acids. Gene Ontology annotation, biological process: protein phosphorylation. NCBI's taxonomy places the organism in Eukaryota, Metazoa, Platyhelminthes, Trematoda, Opisthorchiida, Opisthorchiidae. The transcript is spliced from 14 exons. The record is from RefSeq and is a predicted model, not a curated record. Gene Ontology annotation, molecular function: ATP binding; cyclin-dependent protein serine/threonine kinase activity; cyclin binding. Gene Ontology annotation, cellular component: nucleus; cytoplasm; cytosol.
CGGACAUUCUUUUGGUUUCCGCUUUAUUUGGAUCUUUUUUGUUCUAUCCCUUUUUCACGACCGUGAUUCACGUGCACUAUGGGAUAGAAGGCUACCUGUGCUGAUUUGGAUAUAAUUCAAGGCUUAGAUGAACACUAUCUGAAAAUGCCGUCAAAUCAUACAGUUACAGGGGCGGGUGCACCACCGAGGAGCUUUUCAACAAUGAAUUUAUAUGCCUUGUCCAGCUCCUCUUCGUUUCUUGGUGAUACCCCGGCCAACAUGGGCCCUAGUGGUGAGGUGAUGGAUACUGCGAAUCGACCUUUCCUGCUCACCGCAACCAUUCCAACCGAGGCGCUACACUCUGUACGAGACGAUCGAAUAGACGUUUCACGGCCGCGUGUUCCCUCCACCCAACAAUUUGAAGACCUAUCAAGGAUGAUGUCCGCCACAGUCAGUAGUGGUGGCAUCCAUGGUCCCAGUGCACGCCGUCUUAUGCACUUACAACUUCAACAGCAGCAACCUCAACCAGAAUCCGUGCAGGAUUCUGCCUUUACACACCAGUCAUCACCAGCUUCAGCGCCUAAUGCCGGUACUGUUGUUUCUCAGGGUAACCAGCGCCAUACCACUGAGGGUUCCCCCACUCCUCGCACAACAGGAAGGUCUAGUUCGGAUCACCGUUUAGCUAACACAACUCCAGAAGGUCGCAGUCCGCCUUCUCGCUCACCGACUGCAGAACAAUCCAGCCGCGUUGACUCCAUCGAACAGGAGAGGACAACCAGUCGCACUGGCGCUCCUGCAACUGCCCGAUCAAGCGUCAGUCGCGGUACCUCCGGUUCUCGGCAGGAAAAUGGGCCGAAGCCAGGCGGCUCAUUCGCCAAAAGCGUUCGAGAUAUCCUUUUAGGACGACCUCAAUCUGGAACAACUUCCGCCGCCACUGGCCCUCGAUCCGCAAGCUAUCGUCGUAUUGCUCGUUCUCGGGGACACCAAUCAACCAGUAGCAUGCCAGCCACUACAACGGGGAAACAUGUUACCCGUACGGCCAUACAAUCCGAAGCGGAGUCCGUUUCUUCAGUGUUCGCGCAAAGAACCAUUGACGUCGAUCGUACUAUUUUGACCACUGGCCCAGAUUCCCGUUUUCGACGAUCUCAUUCUCCCGGACCACUUGUGGGCGCAUCCAAUGCUAUGACACAAGAUACAAUGCGCUUUCGACUAUCUAGCCAGAGAUCCGAAUUUCCUUACACUUCUCCCGCUCUCGUUUCAUCUGAACCCGAAGUUAGACAGGCGUUGAUGUAUCUCGGUGGCCCACCAACGGCCCAGAACUUGUCCAUUAAAGACGUAUCAUAUAGCACUGACCGUCUUUCGGUCGAGGUACCUGCUGGGCGUUUACGAGAGGCUAAUAAAUCUCGUGUGCGUCCCCGCCCUCGUUCCGCUUCUUCAUCAAUGUCCAAACUCUCAGGUUUUUGGAAUGCUUUCCUCUCUGUUAGUGGUACCUCCAAAAUGGCUGCUCCUACACAUUCUGUAGGACACUCCAGCGUAACAACUGUGAAACAAGUAAAAGGUCACAGAAACUUUUUACGCCAUCGAUCCUCAGCCAGCAGUGGUGGUGAGCUGGUCUUGAUCAAGUCUCGAUCGCGACAUUCGAAACAUUCCAAAUCGAACACCGAUGUACGUGAUGGCAUUCCAAUAUCUACUGUGUCCGGUCUAAGCCGACCACAUUCGGAAGAACUCCGUUUGCUCGGUCUGCUAAACAUACAUGAUCCGGAACUGGACCUAGCCGUCGGCCCGCGUCAUCGUCACCAUCACCAACUGUCGUAUCAAAACGACGGUAUUCAUGUGAUUGCCGCCAGUCCAAGUAGGCGGGGCUCUCCCCCGACAUCACAUCACACCGACUCAGAGUACCUCGCUCGAUUGUCUACGUCAGGCAGUGUUCGGUGCCUUGAUGACCGAGGUGUUGGAACAUCUAGUACUUCCGGUACGCCACAUUCCCAACGAUCUCCAGCUGUACGCAAACAAGCUACGCGAUCCAGCACAUUUGGCUGCCUCGAAUCAUACAAGAAAUUAGACGUGCUGGGUGAAGGUUCUUACGCCACCGUCUAUCGGGGCUAUUCACACGUCAUGUGUCGAUCUGUUGCAGUCAAAGAAAUUCGCAUCAACCCAGAGGAAGGUCUUCCAUUCACUGCCAUUCGUGAAGCCUCCCUUCUCAAGGCACUGCGUCAUGCGAACAUUGUCAUUUUGCACGAUAUCGUCCACACCAAGAAUACGCUUAAUUUCAUCUUCGAAUUUGUCCAAUCCGACUUGAGCAAAUACAUCGAGAAUCACCCCCAGGGAAUUCGACUGCACAAUGUUCGCCUAUUUCUCUAUCAACUGCUGCGAGGUCUGGCCUACUGUCACGACCGACACAUUUUACACCGAGACCUGAAACCGCAAAAUCUACUGAUCUCCGGUGCCGGUGAACUGAAGCUUGCCGAUUUCGGCCUUGCCAGAGCCAAAUCUGUACCCAGCCGUACAUACAGCCACGAAGUGGUCACUUUAUGGUACCGACCACCUGAUGUGUUACUCGGGUCGACUACUUAUACCGCUUCCUUGGAUAUAUGGGGUGUCGGCUGUAUUUUCACGGAGAUGGUUUCCGGGGUGGCCACUUUUCCAGGCUCAAAAGAUGCAGUCGAUCAGCUGGAUAAAAUUUUUCGUAUCAUGGGCACUCCCUCAGAAACCACAUGGCGUGGAGUAUCCAAGCUUCCGAAAUACAAAAUGCUCCUGGGGCACUUGGAGGAAAAUGUCUCGGGUGUACAGACUCCCAAAUCACAACAACUACGUCAUGAACAUUCUCGAAGCAGCCUAAGCGCUGGAGGUACACGAGGUGGCAGUGGAUCGGAUAAGUCGGAUGACUCUUCCAAGGUGGCCGAGUCUGGUGGUUCAUCAACAAGUACAAAGCAUCGUCGUUUGCAGUGGUACCCCAGUCGACCGUUGCAUCGUGUCAUUCCUCGGUUGAACCAGGCUCCACAUUCAGAGGCCCUGGCGGCACAACUGUUGCAGUUACCACCUUCCAAACGUAUCAGCGCACGAAAUGCGAUGAGAACACCGUACUUUGCCAGUUCUUUACCAACUGCGCAGUUGGCUUGUUUACCGGAUACUGCAUCGAUCUUCGAGGUUCCAUCGGUUCGAAUGCUUCCCGAAUCCUUGUCAAGUCGGAGCGGUGGAAAGGCUGGUGGUUACUCCCGACUGUUUGAGCGCAAUUAUGUACAGGACAACUCACGACCAUCCCAAUCAGAUGUAGAUGAUACGGAGCAGCUUGAUGAAGAUCGUCUCUCAGAAGUCAAAGGCCGUGGCCGGGUGAUCAAUGGAUAUCGUGAAGAGGAAAGCUCAUCCUACUCGGUUGACGAACUGAGCGCCAAUUUGGGUAGCAAUGAGGCAGUUCACGGAGAGUGUCAUGGCCGGUGGAUACGCUCCGGCCCGGGGUUGUCUUCCAGACCAAAAGCUCACACAACAGCGGAGUUUGACCCAUCCUCAGUCAGUUUAUCAGCUGUUUCCAAUGGCAAUAAUGCUUCCGCAGCAAGGACAGCAGCAGUCUUGAAUGACCACAUCAGCAAUAGAGCUACGCGAGACAAGCACACGGCGCAUAGUGUGUGUAGGAUAAACGCAAACGGGGUUGCUCACCAGUUGUACACUACUCGAGCUUAUGAGUCCGCGGAUGCAAUCAUCCAGGCAACUCCAAUGGACGAGAAGAAGAGUGUACCUGUUCAGUCUGAUCGUGCCGAUGCAGCUGUACCAGUAGGUCAGCAACCCGAUUCCACCGAUCAUAGGCCAGUCAAAUACUUUCCUGCCAGUUUUGAUCACCCUCAGGGACUGUUAGGUCAACAGGCUCUGCACAGUCAUCCAGGUGUUACGCCACUAGGUCCACCACAAUUUACCACUCUGAACCCCGGACAAAUGUUCCAAUCACCAUUAAGACAAGGAGAUCAUCACACAUUACCUCCUGGUUCCUCUGGCUUCGCAUCUCCUUGUUCAUCGUCUGUCGUCUAUCCUCCAUCUGGGGUCCCCGUCUUCCCUGAGUACUACUUCCCAUAUUGUCCUUCCUCAGAUCACCCUCAUGUGAGCAGUUUUAAUAGCUGCCCACAGUGUCCUGCGGAGGAACGCCGUCGAGCAGCCGCGGCAGCAGCAGUUGCUGCCGCAGCAGCUGCAACAGCGGCCGCCGCAGCGGCCACUUUUUGUCCGUCCAAUCAGCAUUUAUUACCUUUCUUUUCUCAACCGCAUCCAAACGCUCAACAGGCGUCUACUCUGGUACAGAGGCAACCUACUCAACAGUUAUCUGCUAUGCCUGGUGACGUCUGCUCUGAUGCUUUAGCUCCCUAUCAAACUUCGCAUCAACCCGAUACAGAGCCCGAUACAGCGGCCAUGCGUCAGUCCUUGAGUACGGGACCUUUGAGACAGUAUCAGUUGCACAAUCCCUGCAUGCCCCCUCCCGGAUAUGUUUGCGCCUAUUUUAUGCCACAGCAGACUCUAAACCAACCAUCAUCCCACUAUACUCCCUCUGCAUAUUGGCCACAACCGUUUGUUCCGCAGCAGCAGGUGCCAAUCAGUCAACACGUCCCAGCGACUACAACAUCAUCCUACCUGCCCCACGAUACGUACACAGCUUCCCUUAGCUCAUCUGUGAUGAGCAAUUUUGUUACUAGUGUCGACACAGCAGAUGACUCCACCCGACCUUACAACAACACGUCCAGUGAGAUAUCAACGGUCUUAUCUCAGCCGGCCCGAACAACCCACUACGAAGAUGGAUCAGUAAAGCCAUUCAACCCUAAACUCGACUCCUCUAUUCCCGCCUACCCAUCCACCACUGCAACUGAAUACCCACAACAACUUCACCCUACACCAGCGGCAUCGAAAUCGUCUGUACCGGUCUCCGGUAUGCAGUCGCAUCCAGGCCCAGAGGGCGAUCGAUCCGAUCCCACUACAUCUGGACCACCACCACCCUCAUCCAAUGUAGUCGUUCAACCUGGAUUCUACAGCUUGGGUUCGGAGGCUAGUGGACAACAAUGGAUGUUCUUUCUACCAUAUCAGUUGGAUAACAAUACCACAUUACCUCAAAUGGGGAUCCCAUGGCAUCCGGUAUCGUCGGAAGCACAGGCAAGAAUGCAUCUAACACAACAAGCCACGAACUCGCCAUAUUAUUUCUCUCCCCUGAUACAAAGCCAAGCAUUUAAUAUGAAUCAGUUCAGCAAAACCCCGUAUCAUCCUGUCAUGCAUCCAGCGAUGGCAGAUCAAACUCAUUUGAAGGAUCACGCGCAAUCCUAUUGGCACUCUGGUGUGCCUUUCCCCAUGUUUACUGGUCAAGCAAUGCAAACGCCUGGUCUACCGGUUCAGCAUCAGCGCUCAGCUUCUGCUUGUCAUGCACAACCGCCUUCCGAACAAAUGUCCCGCAGCAGUUACGAACAUUAUGAUUCAGCGAAUCGUGACUCAUUUACAAGCCAGUCCAAUCCCACGGCAGUUUCUAACUGGACUACUUCCGACAAGGUCAGCCCAAAGUUCCGCGUCAACCGAAGCAUCAGUUUCACGACUCCCGAGCUGAUGCGCUUAGAAGCGAAGUUGACCAACCCUAUGCAGCCUGAUGUUCCGGCUCAUGCAGCACCCUAUCAACGUCUGCCUCGGUCACACGCCAGUUACGAACAUUAUGAUUCAGCGAAUCGUGACUCAUUUACAAGCCAGUCCAAUCCCACGGCAGUUUCUAACUGGACUACUUCCGACAAGGUCAGCCCAAAGUUCCGCGUCAACCGAAGCAUCAGUUUCACGACUCCCGAGCUGAUGCGCCUAGAAGCGAAGUUGACCAACCCUAUGCAGCCUGAUGUUCCGGCUCAUGCAGCACCCUAUCAACGUCUGCCUCGGUCACACGCGUACUAUCCUGCGAAUCACUUUUGCUCCCUGGCAGCGGCUGCAGGGACUGGAUGUAAUAACGGUGGGCAUCCCGGUUCGAAUGCAUUGCCUACUCGGCAGCAGCCUACUCAAAGUUCCCCCGCCGGUUCUGGUGACGCUGACUUAAAUUUUGAUCUAGGUGAUGGCCGUCUGCCUCGUCCUCCUCCGCCUUUCUUCUGUUCGCAUACUGGUGAUAACCUACAUAGCAGCGCUCUUUAA